This is a messenger RNA of Alligator sinensis (Chinese alligator), 791 nucleotides long. RefSeq names its product thyroid stimulating hormone beta (gene TSHB). The record is from RefSeq and is a predicted model, not a curated record. Gene Ontology annotation, cellular component: extracellular region; cytoplasm. The coding region runs from base 299 to 700 and encodes 133 amino acids. The transcript has 4 exons. Lineage: Eukaryota; Metazoa; Chordata; Crocodylia; Alligatoridae. Gene Ontology annotation, biological process: G protein-coupled receptor signaling pathway. Gene Ontology annotation, molecular function: hormone activity.
CAUCUUCUAUUCAACAACAUGUUAUAGGCUGACUGAGGAGUCCAAUGGAGUCUAUUACAUCUGAGCUGAGUGCCGAGGGAGCAGACAAGAGGAAUGCGAGUUGAUGGGCUGUUCCCAGGACCUGCAGAUCUGGUGGGGAAGUGGUACCAGUGCAAGUGAUGGCAGAACCAGUCCUACACUUUCUCCUGCGAACUCGAGUGUGUAGUUCCUUUGUUAUCAACUCGUGGUAAAGCAGCGGAGCAAGAUUCAUGGCUCUACCAGUCAACAGUGAAAGUGCAGAGUUCGCACAUGAACCAGCAUGCAUCCCAUCAUCCUGAUGAUUCUUUUUGGCCUUACUGUUGAGCAGACAACAUCCCUUUGUGCUCCCAUGGAGUACAUCAUCCACGUGGAGAAAAGAGAGUGCGCCUACUGCCUGGCCAUCAACACCACCAUCUGCGCUGGAUACUGCAUGACCCGGGACAGCAAUGGAAAGAAGCUGCUCCUCCAGAGUGCCUUGUCCCAGAAUGUGUGCAUGUACAAGGACCUGGUGUACCAGACAGUGCGGAUCCCAGGCUGUUCCAGUCACACGGUCCCCUUUUACUCCUACCCGGUGGCAGUGAGCUGCAAGUGCGGGAAGUGCAACACUGACUACAGUGACUGUGUUCAAGAAGCCAUCAAAGCAAACUACUGCACCAAACCACAGAAGCCCUCUAACAUGUAAGUGUCUAACUCAACGAGGCAGCAGUGUACACUGUGCUGCACAGCUAGUUACUGGCUGCCUGCCUGCCUGUAAAAAGAACUUGAAUAAACCU